This is a messenger RNA of Sitodiplosis mosellana (orange wheat blossom midge), 3828 nucleotides long. RefSeq names its product serine/arginine-rich splicing factor 1B (gene SF2). The record is from RefSeq and is a predicted model, not a curated record. Gene Ontology annotation, cellular component: ribonucleoprotein complex; nucleus; cytoplasm. Gene Ontology annotation, molecular function: mRNA binding. Bases 321 to 1025 code for a protein of 234 amino acids. NCBI's taxonomy places the organism in Eukaryota, Metazoa, Arthropoda, Insecta, Diptera, Cecidomyiidae. The transcript is spliced from 4 exons.
AACAGUUUCGAAGCAUUUGUCAAGCAAUUCACACUUACUUUGUUCCAUUUUGGUGCAAUUGAACUCUUUCGUUCGCAUCAAGCUCAGACACACACAAAAAUAAAACAUAUUGUUUCUGUAAAUCGAUUUGGACAAUUCGGUUUUUUUUCCUUUCGGGCGCAAUUCCCAUAGUUUGAACAUAAAAAGUGAUUGAAAUUUCGCUUUCAAUUGAUUUGCAGCAAUCGGAAAAGGAAAGCGAAAUUAUCAGGGAAAAAAAUCGAUUAUCCCGAUAAGUAAGGAAAACUACAUUACGAAGGGGAAAAAACCGACAAUCAUACAAAAUGUCGCAUCGAAACAGCGAGUGCCGAAUUUAUGUGGGCAAUUUACCGCCAGAUAUUCGUACCAAAGAUAUUCAAGAUUUGUUUCACAAAUUUGGAAAAGUGACAUUUGUCGAUUUGAAAAAUCGCCGCGGGCCACCAUUCGCAUUCGUCGAGUUUGAAGAUUCACGAGAUGCUGAGGAUGCCGUUAAAGCAAGAGACGGGUAUGAUUAUGAUGGAUACCGUUUGCGUGUUGAAUUUCCACGCGGUGGUGGACCAGGUAGCAGCUACCGUUCAAGUCGAAAUAAUGACCGAAACCGUAGCAAUCGUGGCGCUGUUACAAAACGUUCACAGUAUCGUGUCCUGGUAUCUGGCCUCCCGCCAUCUGGUUCAUGGCAAGAUUUAAAAGAUCACAUGCGUGAAGCAGGUGAUGUUUGCUUUGCCGAUACUUACAAGGAUGGUACCGGUGUGGUCGAAUUCCUGCGGUACGAUGAUAUGAAGUAUGCCAUUAAAAAAUUGGACGAUUCACGCUUUAGAUCGCACGAAGGUGAGGUUGCGUAUGUAAGAGUUCGUGAGGACAUGGGAGAUGAUCGUAAAUCAUCACGCAGUAGAUCUCGUUCUCGCCGAUCAUCAUUUUCACCACGCCGCCGUCGGGAUUCACCAUCGGAUAUCUAUCGAAGAACCUACUCUAGAUCUCGAUCCCGCAGUGAUUCCAGAUCAAACUACUAAAGCCCAAUCGGUCAUCCACAUCUGGUUCACAAAAACACUACCUUGUCUCUGUCAUUAAGUCGUUGCAAAACACAUUCAUGUUUGAUUUGAAUGUGUUCAGGUACGUCCACGUCCUGAACAGUGGCAAAAUUGAAUUGACUAAAACCUAAUUGUAAAACAACAACCCUUUUCCCCCCCCCCAGAAAUACUAUAUUUGAUUAAUCAUGAAAGAAGGAUUCAACAUAUAUUUUAGCAUUUAAGAUGUAAGAGCAAUUCACACAAUCUUUCAUUUCGCAAGUACAAAAAUAUACACGAAACGAUAAAAAAAAGGGAAAAUAGCUGUAUAUGAUCAACAAAACUAAAAACGCUAGGAAAAUUCAAAGAUUUACAUCAGUCUCAUUGAUUUAUUAAAAUUAAAUUGCCAUUGAAAAAAAGAAACGAAGAAAUACACAUUCCCAUCAAUCUAUUCUAUCUUUUUCAUAAACAAAAAUUUGUAAAAGAUUGGAUGAGAUACAACUUGCCAUUAUAGCGACUAGGCACAAAAUGCCAUCUUCGAUUUUAUACAUCGAUUCCAUAAAAAAUCCAAUAUAACGUUCCUUCUAAAAUGGACCUAAAUUGUCUAAAUAGCAGAACAAUUAUUAUCUGGUAUAUUUCUGGCCCAAUUGAGCCGCUUUUUCAACGUAAUCAAUCAAUUUUAUUUCAAUUGAUAGAGUUAUAAAAACAAAACUAAGGCAUUUUGAAAAUAACAUAUACACAAACAAAUAACAUAGAAAUCAGACUAUAAUUUAUACACAAACUUUAAAUCUAAUAUACUAAUUCAACAAUUUCAAUUUUCUUCUCUCUUUUCUAUUCGAUUUGACGGAUGGAGCAUCAUAAUGUUCAUCUGGAUUUUGAAAGAAAAACAAAAUUCAUUAUUCAAAUUACGAAGAAAAAUGGAAUAGAAUUGAGAAGGAAACUAUUUUGAAUUCGAAAUAUAGAGAGAAAGAGAGAAUGAAUUCGAAAGGAUUAACAAUGGGAAUUUCCGGAUAAAACACGAUUUGACAGAAUCUUUUAUGGAUUGAUAUAUGUGUGAUUUGAUUAGGAGCAGAUUGCGCACUGAAUAUGUUGGAAAUUGACUUAGGCGAAAAUAGGAUAGGAAAUGAUUUGGCCGAAAAACGCAACUGGAACUCAGACAAAAUCACACACAGCAAAAAUGGACAUGAUUCACGUUCCAAAAACAAAAGCAUUCACACAACAACUGGAUGUGCGCUAUUGCUGCAAACUUGAUUGACAUGCACAUUUUCUGUAAACUUCAUGUAUGAAAGAAGAAGAGGGAAACAUCGGACAGAUGUUCAAUAUGUGUUUAUUUGUAUGUUCUUUGCAUAUCAACGAAACCAUCCUUAUCCGAAGGAUUCUGCCUAAAAUUGUAAUUUUUAAAUUGAUUUUUUUUUUUCGUUUAAAAUUUCGAGUGAUAAUUGUGUGUUUAAUGUUUGCACUGAGUUUUGAAAAUUGAAAGCAAUCGGCUGAUCUGUGUAAUAAUCGGUUGUGAAUUUCCCUGUGCGCAUCGCAUUGAUUUGCUAUUUGGUACACCACUGCAAUGAAAAUGCAUUUCGUUUUUGUACUCAUUCCAUCGAAAUCUCAUUCAAUCAUUCAACGGACACAUGCAAAUGAUUAUCAUUUCCGAAUGGAUUACAUGCACGCUUUACAAUCACUUUGCCGAACGGUUUUGGAGGAAUUCAUAAAUUAAAUUCAUCAUUCUUAUCUGCGCUCAUUUGAUUGGAUCACGAACAUUUUUAUACAAUUUCCAAAAUUUUUGAUGAUCGUAUUUUCUGCGUCAUUUUCUGCAUGUGCAAAUGUCAAAGCUAUUUAAAAUGGAUCUACUGAACUGGAUUGACCAGGAAAAACAGAAGAAAACCGCGAUCCGAAAUAAGAAACACAAAAAUGCACACAAUCACACAUUUUCAAUAGACUUCGAGGGAUUCACAGAGCAGUGGAUGACCCAAAUUCGGAAAUUUUCACAUGAAUAGGACAAUCGAAACAGAAAAUAUUAAAUAAACAUUCACACAGACAGACACACACCUCCGCUCUUUAUAUGGACAAAUAAAAUUGGAUAGGACAUUUGAGUUGAAGUAGGAGGGAAUUUGAGACACAGGCGGAAUACCUACACUAAUAGGAUCACAGGAUAUUUCAUUUUAUACGGUAUGCUUAGACAUUUUUGUUUUCUUUUUUUUUUCUCUAAUUCUCCUCAUUUAUCUUCCUUUUCAAUUGUAAGCUUUUGUUGUUUCCACAUGGUAAUCACCACUUUUAAUUAGAUAAACCACUACAUUUUCAUUUUGGUGGAAUGAUUUGCACCCAAUUUCUGAUUUAUUCUCUAAAAAAGACAUCUCUCUCUCCGGCUCAACUAAUCAAAUUCCAUCGAAUUUUACUACAUUUUAGUGUCACAAAUUCCAAAUGUGUAUACAACAAAUUUAAUGGCCAUAUGAAUAAUUGCAUGAAAGUAUUUUAGCCUUUUUAUUAUUUAAAUUUGAAAAAAAAAAUAUGAUUUCAGUUCUUCUUUUAAUACAUUUUUUUCCUUUCGUCAAUACCAAAUAUACCAACGAAAUUUUUGUUUUUGGUGUAGGGAAAGCACCGGGAUUAACAUCUUUUUCUUUCUUUUUAAACAUAAGCAACAAUUCCAAAAGUAUAAAUGCUUAGCAACUUCUAGGUCUCACAAAAAAAAAACAAAUUCAUUGAAAUUCUAAUCCAAAUACAUAAUUUUAGUGAUUUUCAAUACCAUUUAAUAUGCCGUGCUAUUUCAUAAGUUUUACAGCAAUAAAGUAAAAAAAAAAUAAUAACAAAAAACCAA